Molecule: messenger RNA, 1308 nt
Organism: Gadus macrocephalus (Pacific cod)
Lineage: Eukaryota; Metazoa; Chordata; Actinopteri; Gadiformes; Gadidae
Exons: 8
Coding region: 186-1187 (333 amino acids)
Source: RefSeq, a predicted model, not a curated record
UGAUUUGCUCCCCCUUAACCCUAGCUUGAGUUUAAAUGUAAAUUGGUUUUGGUAAAUGCCAUCACCUAAAUGGUAACUUCUCUUGCCUUUUUUCUUAUUCCUUAAGGUUUCCCAAAGCCGGUGACCAGCGAAGAAAAUGGGAAGUCGCUCUUAAAAGACAGGGUUUUGCUGCCAAUGACGAUACCAUGCUCUGCAGUAAACAUUUCAAGCCAGAGCAUUUUGACCGGACUGGUCAAACUGUCAGGAUCAGACUUGGUGUUGUUCCAUCCAUCUUUGCCUUCCCCGCUCAUCUUCUAAAAUCAACAGCCAGCACUGACCGGACCACCUCGAAUUCAAGGCGAGCCAAGGAGAGCCUUCCAAUGGACAUCCCUCAAUAUGCCCCUGUUGAACCUGCAGCUCUGCCUCAGUCUCAGCUUGUUGACCACACUUAUGCUCUGUCUAGUUGCCCUUUUGCUCUUAAGGAGGGGUACAUUAAAGCAAAGGACAAUGUAAGCAGACUGCAGAGGGAAAAGACGAAUACAAGGAAGCGUGAAUUGAGGGCAAAGAGUUCCUUGCAGGAUGUGCUGAUGGAGCUGAGGGAGAAAAACUUGAUGACUGAAGAACUAAGUCAGAGGGUUGGAUUGUAUGCAGAUCUCCCACUGCACCUUUUCGAGAAAAAGGCCAGUGAAUACAGCAAAGAACAUUACACCUGCAUGGACCCAAGGCAUACCGCUACCUCAGAAGCACGCUGCAACUUCCUCUCCCUCAUCCACGCUCAUUGCAAAGGUGAUGAGGUAUUUGUCAUAAUGGAUGCUUGCCACAUGCUCAAGCUCGCACGCAAUAUGCUUGAGUCAUACCGGACUAUCAACAGUGGCAGUGGCAGGAUCGAGUGGAAGCACAUUGUUGAGCUCAACAAUGUUCAAAAAAAGGCAGGGCUGCAUGCAGCCAACAAACUGACAGAUACUCAUGUCAGUUUCAACAACCAAAAAAUGAAGGUUUUCCUGGCUGCACAGACAUUAAGCAACUCGGUUGCAGUGGCCCUCCGGACACUGAAAGAUCUUGGCUACGAACAAUUUAAUGACUGUGAAGCCACAGUGGAAUUCCUUCAGGAGGCUGGAAUAACAACCCAACUGCUGGACAGUUCCAGGGUAUCUUCCGCAAGCUCAUGCAUAGAUGUGGUGUCAAGCCUGUGGAUUCUGGCAAUGUGAGAGGACAGGAUGCCACUGUCACCCUGUCAGCUGAGCACUACACCAGAGUCUCCCUUUCCGCUGCUGAGAUGUCCUCUGCAGAUGCCGCCACUGCUGAAGAGCUGGUUUCUCCAUUCCUGAA